This is a messenger RNA of Lobosporangium transversale, 1665 nucleotides long. RefSeq lists its product as hypothetical. The record is from RefSeq and is a predicted model, not a curated record. The transcript has 2 exons. NCBI's taxonomy places the organism in Eukaryota, Fungi, Mortierellomycota, Mortierellomycetes, Mortierellales, Mortierellaceae. Bases 50 to 1639 code for a protein of 529 amino acids.
UGCCAUUGUAGAUUCGAUCACGCUCCAUCAUUCCUCUUCUCUUCUUCGCAUGAUGGGCAACCCCGAUUUGCAUCCCUUGGAUAUUCCAGAAAUUAUUUCGCUUGUUGGCGAACACCUCGAUGAAAAAAGUCUUUUUUGUUGCAUUCGUGUUUCCAAGACAUUCCACGACACACUUGUCAAAGCUAUUUGGAAAAAGACUAAAAUUAACAGUCCUUCAAGAUAUCCUACCGCUGAAGCACUGCAGACCUACAAGGAAUAUAUUGAAGAGCUUGGAUUUUAUUAUAACUUCCCAGAGGAAUUCGGAUCAUUGCAAGGUUGUAAGAACCUUAAACAUAUUGAGUACUAUGGAGGCUCACCGCCUCUGAACCCAACUGCUCGGAGUGAUCUUUCCAAUCUCAUCAAGGCCCACAGCUCCACAAUCACCAAGCUAACGUUCUAUUGUCCAACUUUACGAGAGAUAUGGAAAGCGCUGUUGGGAUGCACUCGUCUUGAAACCUUGAUGAUCCAAGAGAUAGUUAUACUCAAAGAUGAAGUCGAUCUGUUCUUUCAAGCCUGUAAGAAAGUCAGGAUCUUGACCAUAUCUAGAGUAAACAUCAGUCGGCUACCUUCCGAUUUCCUGAACGAUGCCACCGACACAUUCACUUUCCCAAAUCUGAGCACAUUACAUCUUCAUAAGGUCAAAAUAGUCAAUCCUCCACAUCCGCACACAUCGCCAUAUUGCCUCGCCAUGUUGACUAGGAGAUGUCCAGGAUUAUACACAUUGAGCUUCAAUGGACACGGAGAUGACGAUCGAACUUCACCUAAUGUUUUCUAUAAGACAGCACUACUUCAUCGACCUUAUGCGUUGAAAAACCUAUCGGAUCUACACUUUUCAAAGAUGGAUUUAAAGGACGAGGAUAUGGCGGCACUUCUUAGAUUGAUGACCGAACUAAGACAGCUGGUUGCUCCACACUGUGAGUUCGGCCCACUUUCUAUUCGGGAAUUGUUAGCAAACGAACAGGAGAUGUUGGAUGAUGGACAGAUAGUACGGAAAGCAAGAGAACAGAGGCUCUGCGAUGCAGUUGAGGUAUUGGAAAUCAAUACAGAAAGUCACAUAUCUGGUGGCGCUGUUCAAGCAGUGUUGUCUAAUUGUCCACGUCUGAAGAAGCUAGUGGGAUCCAAAAUCAGAGUGACAGAGAUUGUCGAUGGUGCAGAGUGGGUUAGCACUGAGCUGACUAUACUGAGUAUCCGUCUUGAAGCCGAUGUUGAUCAAGAGACUGCAGAAGGCAUGCAGAAGCAGCGUAUUGCGUUUAAGCAGCUAGGCAAGUUGACUCGACUAAACUACCUUGAUUUGACAGAACAGACUUCAUUAUCUCAGAAAAUCCGGACACUGGACUUGAGGUUAAGAGCAGGUCUGGAUGAGCUAGUCAACUUGAAGCGUCUAAGAUCACUAUCCUUCCAAGGUGAUAACCAUCAGCAGAUGCAAUCUGAGGAUGCGUUGUGGGUUAUAAACAAUUGGCCAGACGUCGAAUUCUAUGGAGACAUUGCGGCUCAAGAUCCUGAUACUGAGGAAUUAGUGGAUAGCAUAUUCGAAAAGCGCGGAAUUGUACCUGGUUUGAAAGGAGGGGCAUGGGCCUCUUUUUCAAAGAAUAAUUGUUAAAAAAAGAUGCUGCCAUAAUAAAGGAG